GUUUGAUCCUGCCUGAAUUCUACCUCACUUCACUUCACUUCCCUUCCAGCACUUUCUUCGCAACACUGAGAACCCCUUUGUCAUCCAUCAGCGUCCUUUUUUGGCAGCAACUGAAUUGAUUGUUAUCUCUCCUCUCAUCGAGGUCGAUUCAACAGCCGCUGUCAACAUGCCUGAAAUAGGCGAAGUCGCCCGCACAGUGCACUACAUCCGCAAACUCCUCGUCGGCAAAACAAUCUCCAAAGUCAUAGCCAACGAAGAUAACAAUGUCUUUGGCAAAGCAGGCUGCUCGGCCGGCGACUUUCAAAAACACAUGACGGGCAAGAAGGUCGUCGACGCCGGCCAGCAGGGCAAAUAUUUCUGGAUGAUCAUGUCCAGUCCACCUCACCCGGUCAUGCACUUCGGUAUGUCCGGCUGGAUCAAGUUCAAGGACGAACAUACGUACUACUAUCGACCGAAAGAGGGCGAAGAGAACGAGCCCUGGCCGCCCAAGUUUAUGAAGUUCUUACUCGAAACAAAGCACGAGGACGGCCAGGAGAAAGUCGAAGCCGCGUUCGUCGAUAUGAGGCGCUUUGCGAGGAUCAGGCUGGUGGACUGUCCCGGGGGGAAGAUCCGGGAGAACACGCCCUUGAAAGAGAACGGCCCGGAUCCCGUGAUUGACAAGGACAUCGUCACCGUGGAGUGGUUGAAGAAGAAGUGUCGGGCGAAAAAAGUCCCCAUCAAAGCCAUGCUGCUUGACCAGGCGAACAUCAGUGGCAUCGGAAACUGGGUCGGCGAUGAGAUCAUGUACAAUGCGAAAAUGCAUCCCGAGCAGUAUGCAAACACCUUGUCGGACGAGCAGAUCGAGCAGUUGCACAAGUCCAUUCAGUAUGUGUGUAAUACGGCGAUUGAGACAUUGGCAGAUUCAGAGCAGUUUCCGGAUGAUUGGCUGUUCAAGCAUCGGUGGCAGAAGGGCAAGAAAAAUGCGUCGAAUACGUUGCCGAAUGGAGACAAGAUUGCUUUUUUGACUGUGGGUGGACGCACGAGUGCAGUCGUACCAAGUGUGCAGAAGAAGACGGGCCCUGUGGCGAAGGAGAUGGACGAGGCCGAAGUUCUGGAUGGUGACGACAAGAAAACAAUAAAGGAUAAGGGUAAGAAGCGGAAGGCUACGGCUGAAGAUGAUGAGGAUGAGGACGAAGAAGUCAUGCCAAAGAAGACGACUGCUAGAGGCAGAAAGGCGCAAGUCAAGGGAGAACCGCAGGCCGAGAGCAAGCCCGAGGUCAAUGGUGAUUCAAAGUCGGCAAAGGCUACGGCCAAGGGCAAGAAGGUUAAAGAAGAGCCAGCGCACACAGACAAGAAGUCUGGCCGUGGAAAGGCUGCAGUGGCAGACUUUGACAAAGCCACUGCAAUCGAUACCAGCAAACGGAGAUCUGGUCGCUUGAGCAAGGCUUAGGCAUGGAGGUGAAGCUUGUGUUGUCCAAUUGUUGCUUGCUGUGUUACUAUCUCAAUCGAGCGGGAUCAACUUGUACUACUAGCACUGUCGAAAUCAAAAAUGCUCA
This is a messenger RNA of Exophiala xenobiotica, 1535 nucleotides long. Its product is annotated as formamidopyrimidine-DNA glycosylase. Gene Ontology annotation, biological process: base-excision repair. Lineage: Eukaryota; Fungi; Ascomycota; Eurotiomycetes; Chaetothyriales; Herpotrichiellaceae. The record is from RefSeq and is a predicted model, not a curated record. Gene Ontology annotation, cellular component: nucleus. The transcript has a single exon. Bases 167 to 1429 code for a protein of 420 amino acids. Gene Ontology annotation, molecular function: zinc ion binding; damaged DNA binding; DNA-(apurinic or apyrimidinic site) endonuclease activity.